AUGAGGAUCAAGCUAUUGGGAAAUGCCGACCGCUUUCCCACACUACAGUCUAAGUUAUCCUAUGCAUUCAGCCGAUUGGAGGGUGUUGCCGCCAAUCAGUUCUUACAAUAUGUCGGAGAAGAAGGUAUCGCUUUGCCUUCCAUGUUACGGUUUUAUGAAAUCUUGGAUACUGCUUUCGGGGAUCCUGAUCGAAUGCGUACGGCUAGGAGGAAUCUUAGGAACAUCCGUCAACGAAACCGAACCUUUGCCGAUUACUUCGCCGAAUUUCAACGGUAUGCUGCCGAGUCAGGGAUGGAUGAAGUCUCUAGGAUUGAGGCUUUGAUGGAAGGCAUUAAUGCGGAACUCGAUGAAUCAAUGAUACACCAUGAAACUCCUACGACGAAGGCUAGCCAGAGUGAAGCUCUGAGUGCUCAGCGAUCCUCCACAUCCUCUGAGCAUUGGAAGUCCGCCAGCAGUGGAAGAGACUAUGCCUGGGAAGUCUACAAUAAGCGGAAGCUCUACUGCAAUGAUUAA
Molecule: messenger RNA, 513 nt
Organism: Morchella importuna
Lineage: Eukaryota; Fungi; Ascomycota; Pezizomycetes; Pezizales; Morchellaceae
Exons: 2
Coding region: 1-513 (170 amino acids)
Source: RefSeq, a predicted model, not a curated record